GAGAGAGAGAGACAGUACUGUGGCGUCAGCAUUCAAUCCUUGAUUGUUGUUGUUGGGUGCGUGUGUGUGUGCGUUUGUGUUCCCGCUGUGGGUCUCGCCGACGUUGGAAAGUGAGGCCUAACAGACCUCCUUCGCAUCAUUAACCCUCAGAAAGAAAAGGAAAAGACAAUAACGCGAAGAGGUUAAAAAAUGGAAGGCAGCGUUGUUAGAGAUCACAAGUUCUACGGUGAAGAGGAAACCGCAGCACUCAUUCGCGCGUUAGACCGCGACGAGGACCACCACAUCUUCGCCGAGGAUGUAGUCAAGACGUACCCGUAUUUAGCAGAGAGCUACACAAAGGUGUGCCCGCGUCGCUGCGAUUUGGCCACGGCGGCCCAGAAGGCGCUGGAGGGCGCCUACUCGUACGAUGUGAAGCUGACGGACCUGAGGGCCGACAUCGCCUUGAUGGUCUCCAACUGUGUGGCGUACAACGGUCCCACCAGCGCGUACGCGGAGACGGCGGCAAAAUUCGAGCGCUUCGCGUUGGAUCAAAUCGACCUGUUCAUCGUCGAGCAUAACGGUGGACGACGGCUGUCUCGGCUGCGGCUUCCCGCUGCCACCGCACCGUUGCAACCCCCACCGACGCCGGGUGCGCCAACCAAGAAGACGUCUGCGUCGGAUAAAAGGGAAGCUUCCUCCACGGAGAAGACCGCGGCCGCUGCGGCGUCGGCCACCGUCACCGCCUUCGUCGUGCCAACCACGCGCGAGGUUGUGCAACUUGUGGACUCCCUCAACCGCCGCGAAGACGGCGGCGCCUUCUCGGUGGAUGUGGCCGAGGCCUACCCGGAUCUUCGCGCGAGUUACCAAAAGAUGUGUCCCCACCCGAUGAACCUCCUCCUGAUGCACCAGCGGGCGAAGGAGGGCUUCUACACCGCAUCGUCGUCGUCGGCAGCGCCGCUCUUCGGCACCUCCGUCGCCGCCUCCUUCACGCGCCUCCGCGAGGAUGUCGAGCUGCUUGUGCGCAACUGCAUCACCUUUAACGCCAAGGUCGACUCCUGGGUGACGCUCGCCCGCGGCUUUCAUGCCUUCGCGCACCGCCGCAUCGACGACUUCGUGCUGCGCCACGCCGCCUCCUUGCGCGGCACGCAGACAGGGGCGCAGGUCUACCUCAGCGCAACCUCCGGCCCGGACCCAGCAACGACACCAGCAGCAGCCGUCGCCGCGUCGACGAGCGCUGCGGAAGUCGCUGCGGCCGCGGUGCCGAUCUCGACGGCUGCACGUACGAGCAGCAGCGGUGGAAGGCACGAGGCACGGAAGCGCGAACGGGCAGAGGAGCGCCUGAGCAACAACAGCCACAGCAUCAGCACGACGACUGCCGCUGCCUCGACCUCUCUUGCCACCGCGCCGUCGCCCGUAAAGGUCGUCGGCGAGGUCGUUCCGCAGGUGUGUCCGACACCGCUGCAGCCCGGUCUGGUGAUUCCCCCGCGGCUGCGACGACGGCUGGCGCUGGAACACCUGCACCACGCGCAGCUGCCGCUUCGACGGGUCGGCGUGUCCGUUCCGCUGGCGGCGUUGUACCCCGCGCUGCCCAAAUCGGAGACGAAGCCGGACGAAACAGACCAGGCGGACGCACCAUCGGCGGAAGUGGGGGAAGAGCACAAAGAGCCCAGCGAGGAGGACACCACCCUCCCAGCAUCGUCGUCCUCCUCCGCGCGGUGCGUCAGUAUCGAUACGUCCUGCAGCGCCGCCCACGUUGUGCAAAUGCUUGAGCGCUCCAUCGAUGACUUCUUCUCCGAGCAGCGCCGUCGCCCCGACUUCGCCGACACCUUCGCCUUCAGCCAGCGCGAGGAACGGCUCUACCGUGACGUUCUGCGCGUCAUCGCGGAGCUCUUCGAGCACACCGCCCCACACCUUCUCUUGUACGAGCGGGAGUCAGCCGAGCUGGCAGAGUGGACGGCCCUGCGCGCCCUCCAGAGUGCAGACGUGGACGUCGCCGGGCGGGCGGCUCCCCGCCUCGCCGACCACCUCCACUACCUUUACCUCGUCCGUUUUCUUGUGCAGUGGCCGCAGCUGGCGUGUCUGUGCUGCACCUCGUCCACGGCGCCGGCGCGGAGUGGGUCUGCGGUGGCGAAUGGGGCCGGCACGCGCAGCUCGGGCGCUGCUACGACGACCGCCGCGCAGGGCUCGCUGCGGAUCUCGCGCGAUCAGCUAAAAGCGAUGGCGCAGGUGGCUCUCAUCACACAGGAGUUUCUCAACUUUAUUGAAAAGGUAGAGGAAAAGGUCAGCGGAGGUUUUUGA
Molecule: messenger RNA, 2277 nt
Organism: Leptomonas pyrrhocoris
Lineage: Eukaryota; Euglenozoa; Kinetoplastea; Trypanosomatida; Trypanosomatidae
Exons: 1
Coding region: 190-2277 (695 amino acids)
Molecular function (GO): protein binding
Source: RefSeq, a predicted model, not a curated record